GUAUCUCUCUAUGUAAACCAAAUGAUUAUCGGUGGUUACUGGCAUUGUGGUGAUGAAUGGCCGCCUUGCUCAGUGUGCGCCUACUCUGUUUUUCUCCAGUUCAUUAAUUUACAAGCUAGCAAAACUUGCAUAGAACAAAUCCUUGCUCCCUCUGAGCCGUGUGACUGAUAAUUACACAUAUAUCUUUAAAUCCUCUGAUAUUUGAUAUCAUAAUGGAUAAAACUACCGAUGGACUGGCAUUCCAUCCAGACAGAAAUAAUGGUGCUGAAGACGUGCCAAUGACUCUGGCUAAUGUUGAUGAGAGAAUUGCUAUCCUUGAUGCUGGUGCUCAGUAUGGCAAGGUGAUCGAUCGUAAAGUCCGAGAAUUGAAUGUUGAGUGUGAAAUUUUACCGUUAGACACACCAGCGUAUGUACUGAAAGAGAAGGGAUAUAAGGCUAUCAUAAUAUCCGGAGGUCCAAACUCAGUGUACGCCGAGGAUGCGCCUCGAUACGACGGCGACAUUUUUCGAAUAGGAAUUCCCGUACUAGGGAUUUGCUAUGGUAUGCAGAUGAUGAAUAAAGAAUUUGGUGGUACCGUGAUAAGAAAAGAAGGCAGAGAGGAUGGACAAUUUUCGAUUGAAAUAGAUACCAAGUGCCUGCUAUUCAAGGGCAUGCAAAAAGAACAAUUAGUGCUGCUUACCCACGGUGACAGUAUAGACAGGGUUGCUGAUUGUUUCCGUACAACAGCUACAUCAUCUAACUUCAUUGUUGCUAUAGCCAGUGAUAAAAUGAAUUUGUACGGAGUACAGUUUCAUCCUGAGGUAGAUUUAACACCCAAUGGUAAACAAAUGUUACACAAUUUUUUGUUUGGUAUUGUUGGAUUAUCUGGUAAUUAUACAAUGAGAGGUCGUGAAGCAAUGUGCAUUCAAUACAUCAGAGAAACAGUGGGUAAUAAUAAAGUACUGCUGUUAGUCAGUGGAGGAGUUGAUUCAACUGUAUGUGCUGCACUUCUUCAUAAAGCACUCAAUAAGGAACAAGUUAUUCCAUUGCACAUAAAUAAUGGUUUUAUGCGGAAGGGAGAAACACCAUUUGUUGAGCAGAGUUUGGCGCAAUUGGGUAUUAAACUUCGUAUUGUUAAUGCAGCCCACAAUUUCAUGGAAGGCACAACGUCAGUACCACUUGAUGAUGGUUUACUAGCUAACGCUACCAAUAAUAAGGCUAUUGGUAGUACGCCAAUUAGUCCCAGGAAUAGAUUCACGAAAAUACUCUGCCAGACGACUAAUCCUGAGGAAAAGCGAAAGAUUAUUGGUGAUGUUUUUGUGAGAGUAGCUAAUGAUGCUAUGACUGAAAUGGGACUCAAACCUGAAGAAGUUUUUCUUGGACAGGGAACACUCAGACCUGAUCUCAUCGAGAGCGCCAGUGCAUUAGCAAGUGGCAAAGCUGAUGCCAUUAAAACUCAUCACAAUGAUAGCGAUCUCGUGAGAGCUCUCAGAGAUCAGGGCAGAGUAGUAGAGCCUCUGAAGGAUUUUCAUAAAGACGAAGUACGACAAAUUGGGUGUGAUCUUGGAUUACCAUCACCUCUCGUCCAACGACAUCCCUAUCCUGGCCCUGGCCUAGCCAUUCGGAUUCUCUGCGCUGUUGAACCGUUCAUGGACAAGGAUUUUUCAGAAACUCAAGUUAUUGUAAAAAUCAUGGCGGAGUAUGAGCAAAUGCUUCAGAAGAAGCACGCAUUACUGAAUCGUGUCGAAGGUGCAACAAGUGAAGCCGAACGUCAGUGCCUGCGAAGGGUGUCAAGUAGUCAUCACAUUGCGGCAACACUCUUGCCAAUUCGAAGUGUCGGCGUUCAAGGCGACCGAAGAAGUUACAGUUACGUGGUUGGUCUGUCCCUUGAAGAUGUUGCACCGGAGGCGAUCAAUUGGGAUGAUCUCGUCUUCCUUGCAAAACUCAUACCUCGUGUGUGUCACAAUGUCAAUCGUGUAUGCUAUAUAUUUGGGCCCAUGGUGCAUCAUCCAGUUACAGACAUUACCCCGACCCAUUUAACAUCAAGUGUCAUAUCAACACUCAGACAGGCUGAUCAUUUAGCUAAUCAAGUAUUGGCUAGUAAUGGUUGCAUGGGGACAAUCAGUCAAAUGCCAGUCGUUCUCAUUCCUGUGCACUUUGAUCGAGACGCUGCCUCAAGGGCACCAUCGUGUCAGCGCUCUGUUGUACUCAGGCCAUUCUGUUCCAGUGAUUUCAUGACUGGUACACCUGCAAUUCCGGGAAAUCAGUUGCCAGUGCAUGUUGUCAAGAAAAUUGUAUCAGAAAUAUCAACAGUACCCGGUAUCUCCCGUGUCCUUUAUGAUCUAUCAUCGAAACCCCCAGGCACAACCGAGUGGGAGUAGUCAACAAUUGAUGCUUGUAUCAAUCCCCGCCCCUCCCCCCUUUCUAUUUUUUCACCAUCCAUUGCGCAUAACAACAACCGAAAACUAAAGCAAACAAAAACUAUAUUUAGAAGAAUAUAUCUGUUAUGAAAAGUAAACGAAAAAUUUGAGAAUCCGAUAAAUUGAUGAAUUCUUACUGAUUUAUAUUGCAAAAGGCAGGAAAAAAAAAUACACGAGAGCUAGUUAUCAAUUAUCAAUGAGGAAUUCUUCAAUAUAAGCAGAUAUAUUGCUCCUCUUUUGAUACGUAAAAACAGAAUGAAAGAGGAAAGAUAUUAAUACAGUUAUAAUGAAUAAGUCAUUGCGCUGAUUAAGGAAUGGUGGUAUUGUGUACAUUAAGGUCGAAGGUAAGUAUAUCAUGUUUGCUUGUAAAUAUGUUUGUAUUAGGUCAAUUGUAAAAUGAUAAUUUAUUCAAGACUUAAAAGUGGAGAAAACAAACAAGAAACCCAACAAAAAAAACUCAAUAUAAAAAAAAAAAAUUACACGUUGUCAUACUCGAUCACUUUUGCAUUCGCGAAGGUUGCAUCUGAUUGCUGGUAGCAUUAGAUUGCUGUUGUACUCAAUCUGCAUACACUGUUGGACGUAUUCAACCGUUUUCCUGUAGGUUCCAUGCCAAACGCAACUUCCAGUCUCGGUCAUACAUCUUAAGCAAACAAACAUGUAGUGAAUUUUAAUGUAAUUUUUAUCAUAAUACCACUGUUUGUUUUAUUACUAAAGAGAAAAAAAAAUAAAUAAGGAAAAAAAUAUUAAAUAACCCCUAUUA
Messenger RNA from Diachasmimorpha longicaudata, 3159 nucleotides. It is a transcript of the gene bur, whose product is annotated as GMP synthase [glutamine-hydrolyzing]. NCBI's taxonomy places the organism in Eukaryota, Metazoa, Arthropoda, Insecta, Hymenoptera, Braconidae. The transcript has 7 exons. Gene Ontology annotation, cellular component: cytosol. Gene Ontology annotation, biological process: GMP biosynthetic process. The record is from RefSeq and is a predicted model, not a curated record. The coding region runs from base 213 to 2360 and encodes 715 amino acids. Gene Ontology annotation, molecular function: ATP binding; GMP synthase activity; GMP synthase (glutamine-hydrolyzing) activity.